AUGUUUACAUCCUCAAAUCAGCUGCGCUGGGGACGGAUACUGGUCAUUCCGCUUGGGGCACUUGUCCUCCUCUGGCAAUUCUGGCCGCUCACACCUAGUAAUCAGUCGGUUACACAAUCUCAGAAGGACUGGACCUGGGACGAAAUACACACAAUCGAAAACCAGACACUGGGUUUUGGCAAGGUUUUUGCCAUCAAUCUGCCCAACCGACCGGACAAGCGUGACAAUAUUGUCCUGGGCUCAUCGGUCUGCAACUUCCAAGUGGAAUUUGUUGAUGGUGUAUUGCCGGACGUCGUUCCCCCGAAAGCAUAUCCAUACAACUGGAACCCCGACCACAGCGCGAGCGAAUAUGCAGCUCGUCGAGCCCAUUUAGAUGCAAUGAGACGGAUUGUGGAACAAGGUCUAGGCAGCGGAGUUAUUGUUGAAGACGAUGCGGAUUGGGAUUUGAACAUCAAAACUCAACUCCAAAGCUUAGCCCUCGCAGUCCGGGGACUCCAAGGCACAAGAAACACCAAAACAUCAUCACCGUACGGUGAUGACUGGGACAUUCUCUGGUUAGGGCACUGCGGUUUGGAAUGCAAGACCAAUCUCCCCUAUUACGAAAGCGAAGAUGACCUUACCGUCCUCGAGCCUCAUCAUUUCCUACCAUACUGGCGGGACCCGCCCGCAAUUGAACGAUCUGACCAUUCCCGAAUGGUCUGCACCGUCCAAGACGCUGUCUGUACCAGCUUCUACGCUGUGAGCUAUCACGGCGCACAAAAGCUGCUCGCCGCUCUCUCUGUCAACCCAUCUGGCCUUGCCGAGGAGAUUGACAUUGGUGCGCAAAUAGACGUCGCUCUAGGCCGCAUGUGCGGACAUGGAUACUUGCGGUGCUUCGCACCAUAUCCGGCUAUCACAGGUAUAUUCCGCUCCGCUGGAGCGGCAGAGAAAGGUUCGGAUAUUCACCAAGAAGGAGCAGGUGAUACUGUUGGCUUUGCGAGUUGGGGAAUGCUAUAUAGCACCAUGUUGAACGUGCAGCGUAUCUUCAGAGGACAACCUGUCAAGGCCACCUGGGGUGAUGUUGAACAGCCGAUCAUGGUUCCAGAGCAUAUCAAAAUUCGCGAAGGAAAGCUGUAUCAGAAGACUGAAAGUGAGCCACAGAUGAUU
Messenger RNA from Penicillium pulvis, 1146 nucleotides. RefSeq names its product glycosyltransferase family 25 protein. The annotation marks the transcript as partial. The record is from RefSeq and is a predicted model, not a curated record. Lineage: Eukaryota; Fungi; Ascomycota; Eurotiomycetes; Eurotiales; Aspergillaceae. The transcript has 4 exons.